AUGCCUAUCCCUACUGUGCGUCUUCCUUCGGGCGUUGAGCUGCCGCGCCUCGCCUUUGGUACGGGCACAGCGCUGUACCAGUCCGCCGCUGCCAAGCAGGUGACCAUGGCGCUCAAUGCCGGCUUCCGCUUCGUCGACGGUGCCGAGGUGUACGCCAACGAGGAAUCCGCCGGCGAAGGCAUCCAGACCUUCCUCAAGUCGUCCGGGCUAAAGCGCGAGGACAUCUACGUGCUCACGAAAGUGGGCAAGGACGGCAUGGCGGAUCUGCAGUCGGCAGUCAAGGAGGAGAUGCGCAAGCUCCAAGUCGACUAUCUCGACUCGUACCUGCUCCACUUCCCGCCGCGCGGCAAGGACGGCUUGCCUUCCAACGUGGAUGCCUGGAGGCAGCUCGAGAAGAUCAAGGCUGCCGGGCUGACCAAGAGCAUCGGCGUGAGCAACUGGCUCGCCUCGGACAUCCAGCAGCUGCUCGACGCCGGCCUCAGCACCCCGGACAUCAACCAGAUCGAGUUCCACCCCUACCUCUACGCAAACGCAGAGUACACAAAGCUGAUGGCGCUCCAGAAGAAGCACGGCAUUGUGACGAUGACCUACGCCGCGCUCGCACCGUUCUACAAGUCGACGCUCCCCGAGGAUGGUCCGCUGAACAAGGCGCUCACCGCCAUCGCGGGAAAGAACGACAAGCGCACCACCGCAGCCGUGCUGCUCCGCUGGGCGCUCCAGCGUUCGGAGGGAAUCAUUACGACUACGACCAGCAAGGAGUCGCGCGCCAACGAGCUGCUCGACCAGCUCGACUCGAACAACGACGCCCAGCUGCACCUCGACGAGGACGAGCUGAAGCAGAUCGACGAGGCGGGCAAGCAACACGGCUACGAAAACGACGGAUCCGAAGCGCGCCGCUGCGAAUUCAAGGUAGCGGACCUGCAACACGUCGCUGCCCUCCUUGCCUCACCUGCUUCCACUCCACCGCUGGUCACCACCACCGUCGACACCACCGCAACACACCGCCUGACGGUCCUCUACACCACCUUACCCCCACCCGUCUCUGGAUUCAGCUUCAAGGGCGGUAGGCCGCGCUGCUUUGCGUUCUGGCAGGAGUUCCAAAAGUGCUACGUGCAGGCGGAUACGCCGUCGGACUGCAUCGGCGCCAAGGAGGACUACCUCGAGUGUCUGCAUCACACCAAGGAGAUCGCGCGCGCAAAGGAGAUCAAAGACACCUGGAUCGCGCGCCAGACCAAAGAUGCACACGCCGCACGCGAAAAGGGCGAGGUGCGCGCCACCUCCUCCAUCAUGGACCUCGGCCUCAUAAACGACACCAAGAACGACAAGACCGACGCCGCCUCCUCGGGCUCCGAAUCGUCCUAA
Molecule: messenger RNA, 1362 nt
Organism: Moesziomyces antarcticus
Lineage: Eukaryota; Fungi; Basidiomycota; Ustilaginomycetes; Ustilaginales; Ustilaginaceae
Product: NADP-dependent d-sorbitol-6-phosphate dehydrogenase
Exons: 3
Coding region: 1-1362 (453 amino acids)
Cellular component (GO): cytosol
Molecular function (GO): aldose reductase (NADPH) activity; oxidoreductase activity, acting on NAD(P)H as acceptor
Source: RefSeq, a predicted model, not a curated record